CAGAUGUCAUCUGCCUUGUGACGAUUUGCCGACAUCUGUGAAGGACUCGAACUCGAGUGACAGCAAUUUAUUUAUCGCUUUUGUUAUUGUUCAGUGUUUUGUUCAAUAUUGGCCUUUGAAAAUACGUCGUAGAUAUAUUUCCAUAUUAAUUUCGGCCGUUGCUGUUAUAUUUCGAAGCAUGGCGUUAACGAAUGUGCUGCUAUUGAGCCAAAUAGCAGGCUAUGUAAUUGGACUAAUAUUAUCACUAUGUAUCAUAACACCGAUGAGCAUGCACCUAAAUGAAUUCAAUGACCACUGCCUGCUGUUCUCUCGUGGCCGGUGGCAGGAGGAUGGCCAGCUGCUGGUGUCGUGGGCCCCACGCACCUACUGCGACUAUGUCCUCGUGAUUGGAGUACUCAUGUUCAUAGUCUGCUGUGUGCAGAUCUACAGGCUAUCGAUGUUCAUGUACAAGGGUCUGGACAGCUCGUUCCUGUCCGCCUUCAUGGAGGCGGUGGGCUGCAUGCUGCUGUGCGGGCUGGCCGUGUCCGCCGCCGUCAUGGUGACACUCGGCUUCAUGACCUGGUGCCAGAACAUCGUGGAGCGGUUCCCCAGUUGCGAGAACGCGGCCGGGUUGAACAUUGAUAAGCAAGAUAACAUCUCUACAAAUGGUUUCUACAUAGAGAUUGGCACUGCACAGUUCGCAGUGUGGGCGGCGUUCGCGACGUGGGUGGGGCUGGCGGUGUUCUCGACGCUGAAGGUGUGCCGCUACCACCAGCUGGAGAACAUCCAGGUGUCCAUGUACCGCGAGCGGCAGCGCCUCGUCAACGACAGCGGCUCGCCCGCCGCGCCCGGCCGCUCCUCGCCGCCCGCCGACCUCAUGUAGGAACACGGGGGUCCGAUACUACACGAGUAAAUACUACAGGUAUCUUAUACCAUAUGUAUACAAGUCUCGAUCACAUCGUUUGAUCAAAAGGCGAUGCUCUCUCCUAAUUUCACCAUUAUAAGUGAUUAAUUUCCAUAUUUAUUGGCUGAUUAACAUAGUUUUGAAGGUCACGUAAUGUUUUCUUUUCUGGGAUUGAUAUUUAAAAUGGCCUUCCCAAGUGUGGUCUGGUAAAAUUAAGGGUAUAAAUAAACGCCUUUUGCAUUGCCAUCCAAGCAGAAACAGAACUAUAUGAAGCAUUGUAGAUAAAUAAUGCUUCAAGUUGAGAUGAGGCUUGUAAAUUAUAGUUAUUUAUUAUUAAAACGAAACGUUUUUGAACUGAGGGUAACAUUGCGUUAUGAAAGACUGGAAUUAGUCGUUAUGGGAAGGAAAGCAGCAUGCCUCUCAUUUGUUGAAUUAUUAUUGAAAAGGGUUACAUUUCAGUACACAUGCUCAUUGGUUACAAGGAAAUUACAAAUGUUUUGUAAUACAAUUCAUGUCAAUAAUAUUCGAGCACAAAAUUAUGAAUAGUAUUGAACACGAAUUUAUCUACUUUGAAAUAUUUGAGAUUUAUGCAAUAAAUAAAUUGGAGUCACAAAUGAAAGGUUAAUAGAUGUUCUAAAGUUUGGACUUGGAUGAACAUGUAUUGUUGAGAUUUCAGUUUUGAUAAAUAAAUAACCAGUGACGAGAAAACUAUUGUACUAAUAUAUUAUUACCUAGUUGAUCAAAGUUAUAAUGAUCAAUCAGUGAUUUUGUGAUCUAAUAAAUAUAUUUUAGGCUGUAUAUUAAAUAAAUUGUUAUUGUUUUAAAGAGAAAUUAGAUUUUGUUUGUCUCUGAUCAACUCUAUUUCUCUUUGAGAUUGAAAGGGCGACCUGUCGACAAUUUACAUUCCAUUAACUGGUACAAGUGAUUGAAUCUCUCCAAUUUAUUGGAAUGACGAUUCAAUCAACACAAUUUUAAGUCUCCUUUAUGUUUUAUUCUAAUGUAAAAUUGUCUAGACACUACGAAUAAAUAAAUAUACGGCCGCAGAAGAGUAAUAUCAUCAUAUCAAUUAAUGUAUUAUAAUUAUUUUAUGCAAUACAAAUGUUAUAUUUAAUAUUGAAUCUAAUUUAUAGUUGAUUAAAUAUUUUAAUGUGAUAAUAAACUUAGAUUUCGAUUGUUUGUACAAACUAGAGCUUUUAAUGUUUCUUUUAUAGCAAUGUACUAAAAUUUUAAUUUUAAAUUAAAGUUGUUUAGGUUCUGCUUUGAUAUUUGCACUGUUGAAUAUGCAAAUAAAUAAAAGUCGCACUCUGAUUUGUUAAAUAUUACAAACAUAAUUAAGUUACCUGUAAAAAAAUUUGUUCUUAUUUUGUUAUUUAAUACAGUCGUAGGUAAAGUAAUUCAGCCAAAUACACUUGAAGUUGUUUUAGAAAUUUUCUGUAUUUUUACACAUAACUGUAUUCAUGUAACUUAUUGUUGAUUGUAACAUAGCUUUAUAUUUACUUGUAAGAUACGAUUGCAUUCAUUAAAUAAAUCGGAAUAUAUU
Molecule: messenger RNA, 2423 nt
Organism: Trichoplusia ni (cabbage looper)
Lineage: Eukaryota; Metazoa; Arthropoda; Insecta; Lepidoptera; Noctuidae
Product: transmembrane protein 179
Exons: 5
Coding region: 179-862 (227 amino acids)
Source: RefSeq, a predicted model, not a curated record